GCUGCUGCUAACAGCACACGAUCACUUCUGAAGGACGGAGAGAAACACAGCCGUUGGCCGGAGCACUAUUGCUUCUUUUGUACGCUCUCGGCGGGAUACGGCGAUAUUAGCAGAGUCUUGAGCACACGAAAUAAGCCUUCAGACAUGUCAGGACAGAGGAAAGGAGCUGCAGCCCGCCUGCCGAAAUGUGCCUUCUGCAGAACCAACCGGGACAAGGAGUGUGGGCAGCUGCUGAUGUCUGACAGCCAGAAGGUGGCAGCCCACCAUAAGUGCAUGCUUUUUUCGUCAGCCCUGGUCACAUCACACUCAGACAAUGAAAACAUCGGAGGGUUUUCCAUCGAGGACGUGAAGAAGGAGAUCAAGAGGGGAAAUAAAUUGAUGUGUUCUUCAUGUCACCGACCGGGCGCCACCAUCGGCUGUGACGUCAAGACGUGUCGGAGGACGUAUCACUAUUAUUGUGCUGUGAAGGACAAGGCACAGAUCAAAGAGAAUCCCUCACAAGGGAUUUACCUCGUUUACUGUCGCAAACACCGGGAUGCUUCUCAAGAUGGCAUUCGAGAUGAAGAGGGAGGCGUGGCAAAUGAUUCAGACUCGUCGCCUCCUCAGAGUAGAGGCAGGGGAAGGUUUGACAAGAGCCGGGCCAAGGUGGGAUCUCGCGGCCAGUCGGAAGAAACACGCUCCACCUCCUCACAGGCUGCAGACGAGGAGAGCUCCUCCCACCGGGACAGAUCACCUCUUCGUACCAGCCCAGGAGACGGCGGCCAGCGCUGUGGCUUCUGCCAUGCUGGUGAGGAAGAGAACGAAACAAGAGGGAUGCUUCACACAGAUAACUCCAAAAAAGUGGCUGCUCACUACAAGUGCAUGCUUUUCUCAUCGGGCACAGUACAGCUGACCACCACGUCGCGGGCUGAAUUUGGAAACUUUGACGUGAAAACAGUCAUCCAGGAAAUCAAGAGGGGCAAAAGAAUGAAAUGCACGCUCUGCACUCAGUUGGGCGCGACCAUCGGGUGUGAAAUCAAGGCGUGUGUGAAGACCUACCACUACCACUGCGGCCUGCAGGACAAAGCCAAGUAUAUCGAAAACAUGGCGCGCGGCAUCUACAAACUAUACUGUAAGAACCACAGCGGCAACGAGGAGAGGGAUGAGGAGGACGAGGAACGAGAGAACCGCAGUAGAGAGCGAGCAGCCAUCGACCACGGACGAACACAAGUGAAUGGCAACUAGGUUCGGACCAGUAGGUAUGACGUGGGGAGAAGAACAGAAGAACUCAAAGAUGUGGGAGACAUAUUUUUUUAUACUAAAUCUUCGCCUACUCACACAGUCGUGGUCUACAAGCUCCCACGAGUCGUUCACGCGGUUUCUUCCAGUCAAUGGACAUGACGUCCCAGUGUGCACCAGAUGUCUUCUUCAUGUUCUUGAACGAACCGGAUGAGCCUUUUUCACAGACUGGUGGUCCUCUGCAGAGCACAGGACUGCUGCAGCAUCAUGAAAAGCCAUGGCUAAUCCUUCCCAAGAUUCACUUACGGGCUCAAUUUCAAACCCACGUUGUUAGUGCCGCCAAAUACGAGCGGACGGACUGAUGUUCUGAUUGUCACUCACUGCCCAUAUCCCCACCGAUUACCUGACCCACACUUGCUGAAAGUCGAAAACAUUCUUCCCCUUCCUUAGCUUCUGAAGGACUCACUUUUAAGAGGGGUCUGUUUGUUACUAGUCUCUAUGAAGUUGUGCAGUUUGAUUACCUUGUUUCUGUAAUCAUGUCUUAAGAAUACUCUUUUCAUGUUAGCCUUUCUUUCUUGAUAUGUAAUAUUUUGCUACUGUAUUAUCACCAUGAGUACUUUUGAAUAUCUGGAUUUCAGACAGUCACGAUUACAAGUUUUGCCAGCAUGCACUUGGAUUUUCCCACUGUUAAAGGUGGCGUUUUCUUUUCUUUUUUUUCUUUUUUUUUCAAAUUUAGCUGCUAAAGGGGGAAACGUAGAGCCCUUUAGAGGAGUUGGCUUGACUUUGUUUGAUGUACUGUUACUUGUAUCUCUUCAAAUGUAUCCAUGAAUGAUUGGAAUAGAAAAUAUUUUAUUUUACACAUUUA
Messenger RNA from Stegastes partitus (bicolor damselfish), 2083 nucleotides. RefSeq names its product PHD finger protein 6 (gene phf6). The record is from RefSeq and is a predicted model, not a curated record. The transcript has 11 exons. Gene Ontology annotation, cellular component: nucleus. Lineage: Eukaryota; Metazoa; Chordata; Actinopteri; Pomacentridae. Bases 145 to 1224 code for a protein of 359 amino acids. Gene Ontology annotation, molecular function: histone deacetylase binding; histone binding.